AUGAAGACACCCAUUGGAGCUUUAAUCACAUUCUUGUGGCUGCAGCUGGACUGUGUCAGCCUUGGAAAAGAGGUGGAGCAGAGUCCUUCUACCCUGAGUGUCCAGGAGGGAAACAGCUGUUUUAUCACCUGUACUUAUACAGAUGUUACCUCAAGCUACUUCCCUUGGUAUAAGCAAGAACCUGGAAGAGGUCCCCAGCUCCUUAUAGACAUUCGUUCAAAUAUGGUUGUGAAUGAAAUGGAAGAUGGAAGACUCACAAUUUUCCUCAAUAAGAGUGCCAAACAGCUCUCAUUGCACAUCGCAACUUCCCAACCUGAAGACUCAGCCAUCUACUUCUGUGCAGCAACUGCACAGUGCUCCCCAGGCACCUGCAGCCUGUACCCAAACCUGCAGUCGAGGCUCCAGACACAUCUUGAAGUGCAGAUGAAAUAUGCACACAGACACACACCGUUUGUUUGUGCAUAA
Molecule: messenger RNA, 465 nt
Organism: Rangifer tarandus platyrhynchus (Svalbard reindeer)
Lineage: Eukaryota; Metazoa; Chordata; Mammalia; Artiodactyla; Cervidae
Source: the annotation of a GenBank genome assembly